UUCCUUGUCAAUCUUGGAUGCUCGAAAUCUCCAUUUCGCCACGCACGACCGAAGCAGAACGCCAGCGCGGUCGCAGCAGAGCGCGAAGCGAGGAGGGAUGGACGAAGAAACCGGUGGGCGAUCGAAGAAGCGACUCCUCCUCGUCCUCGCCGCGAUCUCUCUUCAGUCGCUCUUAGGUCUGGCUGAUGACCCAUCAAGUUCAAAUGUAGUAAAAGAUGAGACUAGGCCCUCUAGUUCCAGUAAAAUGGACCGGGAAGUAUUUUUCAUAUGCUUGGUCGUUGCAGGAGUUGUGCUUUGUUCUGUCUUACUUUUCAAGCUCUGGCAGAAAAAGAAGAGGGAGGAGCAACAUGCUCGUCUGUUGCGACUAUUUGAAGAGGAUGAUGAGCUAGAGCUCGAACUUGGUCUUCGGGAUUAAAAAGCAUGUGAUGCAACUGUGUGUGCUAUUCUGGCAGAGGUAAUAUUGUUGUGGUAAAUUAUGAUGAUCACGGUGGGGGGUUAUGGCUGAACUUGGAGUGAGUUUCUUUUUUCAUCAGCAGUUGCAUACUCGUGCACCAGCAUUGAGUUAGUUUUUGAGAUGUAGUUUGUUGCCAUUAUUAGCCAGAGCAUUUGCACAUGUUAAUAAAAUCUAGUGAUGCUUUGUGACUAGCAUUGUAUGUCAUCAUCCCUUAUUCAAUGUAUGGAGUUUGAUACGGAAGGCAAGUAAUGAUAUCAGAAAAUUUGUUCCGUGGUA
Messenger RNA from Musa acuminata subsp. malaccensis (wild Malaysian banana), 730 nucleotides. Lineage: Eukaryota; Viridiplantae; Streptophyta; Magnoliopsida; Zingiberales; Musaceae. The record is from RefSeq and is a predicted model, not a curated record.